AUGAGAACUGUAUCAUCGUUUGGCUUUUGGGGCCUUACGCUAUCUAGUACAGCCUCAGCUUUUGUCGGAUAUGGCAUUCCCAUGUACCAACCCAAUUGCGCAUUUGCUUGUCGGGAUCAGUUCUCAAGCGCUCAUCUAGAAUGUACCUCUAUGAACCAUAAUGGGGGAGGUCACCACGGUAGCAGUGCUACAACUCCAGAAUGCUAUGCACAAGACACCAAUUGGCUCACGACCCUCGCUUACUGUAUCAAUCAAACAUGCACAGAUAUACCCAAGUUCAAACUAGAGGCAUAUUGGGCUGAAAGAGUUACGAAAAACAGUCGCGGGAAUAACCUGGAGCCGAAGUGGACGUAUCAAGAGACUUUGUUCCACAUGGAGGGACGGCUACUACCGAUUAGAACACUAGGAAAGGAUGAAGCUUUGAAUUUUACUGCGCUGUAUGACCCUGAGGCUUGGGAGUCUGCGCGUGGAUCGUUGCAGGCUUUCGAGCUCGCUGAAACCAAUCACACGAAAUAUGGUAUCAUCCUACUAGUCGUCAGCUUUGCCACGCCCGUCUUCAUCACCGCUCUCGGCUACCUUCCCUUUGGAUCCAGUAUUAUCGACAAGCUGAAACCACGCAUGGUAUGGCCCUCCCUCAUCAAAACCUACCAUACUCGCGCCCUUCCAUUCUCGCUUGGAAACGCUCCCACUCGUGGCCAGACGAUGUACAUCAUUUUCUUUGUGAUUCUCAAUAUCAUCGCAACGGCUGCUGGUUAUCACUCAUUCCAGAAUCCUGCAAACUCAAUGUUCGACGAUCGCUGGCAAGAAAUUAUGGCGUAUAUCUCCUCGCGGACAGGUGUACUGGCGUUUGCAUUGGCUCCGCUUACUAUUCUUUUGGCUGGUCGGAACAACAUCCUACUAUGGCUCACGAACUGGAGUCACUCGACGUACCUACUUUUACAUAGAUGGGUGGCUCGGGUCUUCACACUCCAAGUUAUCCUACACUCGAUACUAGAGUUCAUGCUGUACAAGAGAAGAGGUGAAGUAGGCGCCGAGCAAAAAGAACCUUACUGGAUCUGGGGCAUUGUUGCAACCGUUGCAUGCGUCAUUAUGGUCGUUAUCUCAACACUCUACUUCCGCCGCAUGACCUACGAGAUCUUCCUCAUCGUUCACAUUAUCAUGGCGAUAUUCGUAAUAGCUGGCUCAUGGUACCAUGUCGAGAUCCGUUUUACUAGGAAAUGGGGAUACGAACUUUGGCUCUAUGCCGCUUGUGCUGUGUGGUUCUUUGACCGAAUUAUCAGAGUGGGGCGAAUCCUGAAGAACGGUAGGCGGAAGGCAGAGGUUACGCAAAUCACGGAGGACAUCGUGAGGAUUGAUGUGAAGGACGUGAGAUGGCAGGCAUUGCCAGGGAGGCAUACGUAUGCCUACUUCCCCACGCUCAACCCACUGCGACCAUGGGAGAACCACCCGUUCUCCAGCAUCCCGACUGCUCUGUUGCAGUCGCGUGGGCACAGCGUCACGGCUUCCAGCUCAUCCUCUGGGUCCCAACAUUCAGCUGAAGACAUUGAGAAGAGCGGUGCCAUCGGGAAGAAGGGCCCUUCUACUACCAUCACCAGACCCAAGACACACGGUGGCAGCACAGCGGGCAUAUCGCUGUAUGUCCGCAAAUCUGCUGGUCUUACAAAAGCAUUGAACCAACACGCCUCACUGCUUACACUACUCGAUGGUCCUUACCCUAACAACUCUACAUCCGGUGUCUUGAAGACUGACCGUCUCAUCCUCAUCGCUGGCGGUAUCGGCAUCACAGCGAUACUCCCUUUCAUCGCACACCAUCCAAACGUAAAGUUAUACUGGAGUGUCAAGGCGUCGGGGCAAGGUCUAGUUAAUGAUCUUAGUGACGUGCUUCAGGGCUUGAGAGAAAAGGAAGUCUCGGUUGGCGGUAGAUUGGAUGUUACCAGUACCUUGGAAAAGGAGGAGGCUGAGGGUUGGAAGAGAAUCGGUGUAGUUGUUUGCGGACCCGGCGGAUUAUGCGACAAUGUGAGGAGUAUAGUAUGUCGGAAAGGGAGGGAGGGUGGUGCUGUCUGGGAGUUGGAUGUUGAAGCUUUCUCUUGGUGAGUAUGUUCUAAGUUUGUCUGAUUGGCAUUGUUGCCAUCAUAGACCUAUCACAAAUACGAAAUGUAGUAUGGAAUGCCUCCUAUACAAGUUCAACCCCUUUCUUGUCUAAAGUAAUGACAAGUUCAAUGAAAUAUGUCUAGUCUUUCUCGUUCAGCAUGAUCGCACAUCCAAUCAUUCAUGCAAAGAGCUGAUGUUUCGCCUAUAUCCAUAUAAAUGCCGCUAGACACGAUCUCUUUUU
This is a messenger RNA of Cucurbitaria berberidis CBS 394.84, 2332 nucleotides long. RefSeq lists its product as uncharacterized. Gene Ontology annotation, biological process: iron ion transport; copper ion import; intracellular iron ion homeostasis. NCBI's taxonomy places the organism in Eukaryota, Fungi, Ascomycota, Dothideomycetes, Pleosporales, Cucurbitariaceae. The record is from RefSeq and is a predicted model, not a curated record. Gene Ontology annotation, molecular function: ferric-chelate reductase activity. Gene Ontology annotation, cellular component: plasma membrane. The transcript is spliced from 3 exons. Bases 1 to 2094 code for a protein of 697 amino acids.